GGGGUCGCGGAGGCCGGGAGACAAAAGGAAAACUGCCACUGUUCGUCGUGCCGGAUCGGAGCAGCGUGCUCAACCGUCUCCCGCCCGGCUCAGCGAUCCUCCUUCCCCCACCCUCAGCUGCUGCUCCGCCUCCCUUCCCGCGGACUGUCCCCGCAGUGCUCCGGGACCCGAGAAGCCUUCGGGGCGCGCGUAGCUGCUGGUGGUUGGGGCUCUAGCGAUAAUAAAUGAUAGAGGAUACAAUGACUUUGCUGUCUCUGCUGGGUCGCAUCAUGCGCUACUUCUUGCUGAGACCCGAGACGCUCUUCCUGUUGUGUAUCAGCUUGGCGCUGUGGAGUUACUUCUUCCACACCGACGAGGUGAAGACCAUCGUCAAGUCUAGCCGGGACGCUGUGAAGAUGGUGAAGGGCAAGGUCGCCGAGAUCAUGCAGAAUGAUCGGCUCGGGGGCCUCGACGUCCUGGAGGCCGAGUUUUCCAAGACCUGGGAGUUCAAGAGCCACAACGUGGCCGUGUAUUCCAUCCAGGGCCGCAGAGACCACAUGGAGGACCGAUUCGAAGUUCUUACGGACCUAGCUAACAAGACGCACCCGUCCAUCUUCGGUAUCUUCGACGGACACGGAGGCGAGACUGCGGCUGAAUAUGUAAAAUCUCGACUCCCCGAGGCCCUCAAACAGCAUCUGCAGGACUACGAGAAAGACAAAGAAAACAGUGUAUUGUCUUACCAGACAAUCCUCGAACAGCAGAUCCUAUCAAUUGACCGAGAGAUGCUGGAAAAAUUGACUGUGUCUUAUGAUGAAGCAGGUACCACGUGCUUGAUUGCUCUGCUAUCAGAUAAAGACCUCACCGUGGCCAAUGUGGGUGACUCCCGUGGGGUCCUCUGUGACAAGGACGGGAACGCCAUUCCUUUGUCUCAUGAUCAUAAGCCGUACCAGCUGAAGGAAAGAAAGAGGAUAAAGAGAGCUGGUGGUUUCAUCAGUUUCAAUGGCUCCUGGAGGGUCCAGGGAAUCCUGGCCAUGUCUCGAUCCCUGGGGGAUUAUCCACUGAAAAAUCUGAACGUGGUCAUCCCAGACCCAGAUAUCCUGACCUUUGACCUGGACAAGCUCCAGCCCGAGUUCAUGAUCUUGGCAUCCGAUGGCCUCUGGGAUGCUUUCAGCAAUGAAGAAGCUGUUCGAUUCAUCAAGGAGCGCUUGGAUGAACCUCACUUUGGGGCCAAGAGCAUAGUUUUACAGUCAUUUUACAGAGGCUGCCCCGACAAUAUAACGGUCAUGGUGGUGAAGUUCAGGAAUAGCAGCAAAACAGAAGAGCAGUGAACCCUUUGGGGUCUCCACUGCCUUAGACUAAGGGACUUUAGACACACUCGUCUCUUUUAAUGUAGUGAAAGAAGUGGGAAUUACGGUUAGGAUCAUCAUCCCAGACGUGGGAUUCCCCCUCCCUGGCCAUUGUAAGUCUCUACUCAGUGAUGACGAACAGAGGUGCUCUUGGCCGACGUAGUUGAGAGGCUGGAAGAGGUUUCUUCAUGUUCUCCAAUUCUUUCAUCCAAUGUCCAAAAUAUAUAAAUACAUAGCUGUAGACUCACAUGUAUGAAGUGAAUGGCAUAUGUGCGAUAUAGUCUCCCUCAUAAGAUUCUUUUCAAGACCCCUCCCAGGGCCUCCCAGGCCUCAGACUGUGUGUCCUCUUUGGAGUAGUGAGCAGGGCAGGCCUCCCAGAGCCGCAGGAGACGGGCCACAGUGUCGCCUGUGAGCCAGGGUGGCAGGGCCCUUUGCUGAAGGCCGAGCUGCCCUGAGGAUGCCUUGUCCUCCGGAGCCCAGGUUUUCAGCUCGGCUCUGCCCAGAAGUGGAUUUAGAAGGGUUUGCUACUCCACGGCUGCUCAAGGAGACUGAGGGGAGUGGGAGGUAGAGGCGGCCUGCACGGCAGAAACACCCUUUUUCCCCUCACUCCCUUCAUUAGUUAAAUAGACUUUGUGUACCACCUGACCAGUCUUUGUGCGUUUAUCCUAAUUGUGCAUGACCUUAACCUUUUGCUUACGUCCUUAAGUAAUAGGCAGCUGUUAAACUUCACAACCAGACACCGUGAUUUUUUUUUGUCUUACAUUGCCAAGAAACCUAUUAGGGGAAGUCAAAAAAUCAAAUCAUAAUAUCAUAAUUCCUUCCAUCUUUAAGGAUAGAUAGAGGAAAAUAAUGGCUAAGUCACUGUCUCCCUUGAGGAGUCUGUUGUUUGCAUUGGGAGAGGAAGCUGGUGAGGUUCCCACCCUGACCUACACUCCAGCUGCCAGUUUUUAUGCUUUUUGUCCCUCCCCCCCCACCACCCUGUGCUCCUGUUCUAGUAGCUUUCAAGUGAGUGUUCCAAGAAGCAGCAGCCUAGAACUGCAGGUGUGUUCCUUGAAGCUCAGUACGGAGUUCCCAGCCACGCUCUGGAAUUUGGUGGUCUGCUGGUACGUGCUUCUCUGUGGUGGUGGAAAGCAGUAGCUCUUAAUGUUUGGCUGCAAACCCCUGUCCCAGCGGGUGGCUUUCCCCAGGCAAACCAUCUGGUGACAACAAAGCUGUUUGGGAAUCCCAGCUCAGACUUGUACUGUUAAUCUGCCCAGAGUUAUUUUGGGGCCAGGUUUGCUGCUUUGAGCUUCCUAUUACCAAAGUCACAUUUCUAAUCUCAGUAUUUUAUAAGUCAGUCGACAGAAAAUGCUCAGUCAUCCUGUUCGCCUGACCAUGGUGACUCAAACAGCCAGACAGGACUUUCGUUGCGUUCCCGCACCCCGGUGUCUGAAGUACCGGGGGAUCCACCUGGUUCUGUCUUUCGAGUCUGCACUUGUCUUUCCAGCUCCUCGAAGGCCCCGUUCACUGGCACCUCCUGCCCUUGGGGCCCUCCCCUGCCUUCCUCCAGCGGUGGAGCUUUUCUGAAGCAGAUUCCAGAGAACCUGGGGGGUUGGAAAGGUUCCCUUCUGGUGACCGAGGGCUGCCAUCUCCCUUGAGUCCUCCAAGCACUUGCCUUUCUUUGACUAGGAGGAUCAGUAAUGUUUUCCCAGAGAUUUGCUUACUUUUGUAAACUGUAACAUUAGAAUUAUAACCUCGAAUUUUUUUUUUAGCUAUAGAAUGUUCUAGUACAAAAUAUCUACCACCAUUUAGAGGGAGGGAUUUGCCUAUUAAGAGACACAGAACAACUGGAUGUGGGUGUUUGGGCCGGGAGUCAGAGGGGGUGUGGGAGAUGGGCUGACCGUCGUCAGUGACUGGACAGUCAGGCAGGUGGCGGGAGGGUCAGGCCAGGUGGUGGGGUUUGCCUGGAGACGCAGGGUGUUCUGACUCUGGAGAGUGACUGAAGCCCACCAUCUAACUCGAGUUCAGGAAUAAGCAAUUUCUUCCUUUUUAUGGCGACUGUCAAUUUCCCUUUUUUAUUUUUAACUUAACCCCCAAAUUCAUAGUCACACGAAAAAGACAUGUUUAAAUGCCGUGGUCUUUGUGAUUGUCUAAGGUGAAAACAGUGUUGUUGGGUGGAGAUGAGACAGGAAGGCUGCAGAGUCGGUAAACCAGGGUGCAUGGGCCCUGCCGAGUGUCUCGGCCGCUGGUGCCGAGGGCCGCGGGGCAUGACCUCCCCUCUCACUGAGGUUCCCAGGGUGUUUUCCGAAUUUUGCUUUGUAGGAUGAAUUCACUUCUGACCUGAACCAAGUAGUAUGUGUAUUUCCUGUUCCCUUUCUGCCAUUGUCCUCUCCUUUUGGCUUGUAGGUUUUUAAAAGAUAGAAGUUCCAGGCAAAAUAGCAGCAGUUCAAUUAAUACCUGUUUUUACUAUCAGAAUAUUUUGCUUCCUCCCCUGUCUCAGAGCUCUCCCCCCCAGACCCUCCUCCGGCUGUUGGGGGUCUGCAGACAUCACCCUCGGGUGCCUUGUGGCUCACAGCUGCUCCCAUUUUCUAGGGACAGGGAAGGGGGCAUCUAGCUAUUAGGGAAGUUGAUUUGAGAAGUUUGCAUGUGAAGCUUCCCUAAAUAGCACUGCCAAAGCCCUGGAUGCCCCGAGGCUGCCCAGACUUCUGUAGCCCGAGUUCGCCUUGCCAAUAGCCCCCAUGGUGCCAAAUUAGGGAUGAUUUUAUAGUCUUUUAGAAAUGAAGCUGGGAAUGAAUGACCACAUGUUUAUGAGCCCCCAGCAGGACGCCAGGCCCAGGGUCUCCUCGGUGCGCUCUGCCCUGCCACACCGCUCUGCUGGUCCAGUCCUUAAUGGGGAUUGCGAUUUGGGUGAUGGUGUGGAGGGUGAAGACAGGGAAAUUUUUUUUUAAUUCAUCGUAUUUCCAAUUCUCUAAUCAAAGGAGUAAACAAUACUUACACAGAAAACUUUAAAGCUAGUUCCCAAGACCUGCAUUGAUUUUAUGGGACCAAUUAGUCCAAGGCACUUAACUCUGAAGUCGCUGCUCUAAUACACGUAUGUACACAUUGCUGGUUACAAGUGGCCACAUGCUCUUCCUGCAUUAGAUCAAAGAUGCUGUCCUCUUGAAUCUUGUCUAUAAUCUCUUGUAAUGAGAGAAUCACAGAGAGCGUUUUAUAGCGUGAAGGAGCACAUGCAAUCUGGAUCAUUUAAAACAGGCCUUACUUCAUACACCUGGAAUGAUGUCAGCUCACGUACUUUUUGUGCAAGCAGGAUUGUAUGAGAGUGGGGACAUCAUUGUUUUAAUCCUACCUAAAGUAAUUUUAGGAAAUUGGUUACACUGUUGAAUUGGAUCACUGGAUAUCUGGCAAUAGAUGAAGGAUUCACAAAGGCAGCAGUCACUUUUUUCUUUGCCAGGUAGAUGCCUCGAUUUUCUUCCCAAGUUGUUGCCAGAUCAAACUUUCUUGCAACUAUGUCAAUGCAAAAGGUUUAGAAAGGGCAACAUUUCAUUGUGCACUUGAAAAUAUAGCAAUACAUACUCUGGAUGAGACAUUAUUUCCAAUGAUUUUGGAAAUUUUUUCUUCCUUUUAACCCAUCAUUAGACUGAUCUUCCCUUAAUAUCCCCCCAAAUCGCCUUAGCUCAUCACACCAGCAUUCCUAACCCAGAGAUGACAUGACUGUUAGAUACACACUGGGGCCUAUUUACUACCUGGGGUGAAACCACUGACAUCUAGACCUUGGAGCUAGUCAGCUGCACACUACAGGAGAAGUGGGAUCCCGGCGUUUCCCAAAGUGAGUUCCACAGAACACACGUUCCAAGGAUGCUCUCCUAUGUAUAGGGUUUCAGGAUCAAAGAGGUUUGGAAAACACGCUGUCUUAGAAAGUUAGCACAUGUAUAUGCCCAUCAAAGCUUCUAAUGUAAAUGGUGGGGGGAGGGGCACACCACAGAUGUCAUUUUAGUUAGCUUGGUGGUUUCUGGAGUCAUUUGACCACAGAAACGUUUUUUAAGUCAUGCUUAAUAACAUCCCAAGGAGUUCAUGUUCCAUAGGACCCACUCUGAGAAAUUUUGAUAUAUGUACAUAUUAGUGUUUUCUCAUUCACUUUGACUCUUUGUAAUUGGGAUAUAAUUUGCAAUUUGGAGGCACUAGUCCUGUCGAGUAAGAGCCUGACCUGUUCAGGGAAGAGGCAUUAAGAAAGAGGAUCGUGUAAUGUGGUUAGCAGCAGCCUCCCCUGGGUAGCAGGCGCCCAGCCAUCCUACCUGAAGCGCUAACCGUCCUCUCCCUACUUUGGUGUGGGGGGUAAGCAGGAGCCUUGCCGACCUGGGGAUUCCUCGGAUUCGUUCCAAGAGCUUUCCGUUGUUGCUGUUUUAACUUCUCUUUGCCAUCCAGACUGAAUCAUGGUAAAUAUUUUUACAUUACAUCACAUCACUACGUGGGAGUAAAAAAUACUAAAAAUAAUAGAAAAUGAGGAAAAAGUUAUAAACUAUUAACAUUUAUUUACUCUUCCCUCUGUCCUUCAGUCCAGGUUCAAUGAAAUAAUUUUAAAUCCACCAAAGCUCAUUUGUUCUAAAACCCCGGCCCCAUGCUGUCCCACCGUUCACAAUGUUAUAUGUACAACUAGGUUUGUCAGGUUACCUCUCACCUAAAAGGUCAGGCUUAUUGUCACUCUCAACUUGGACAAUGGGUUUGAGAAACUCUGAAGGAUAAUCCCAAAAGAACAGAGGAGACCAAGCUAGUUGAAAACGUGAUACAAAGGGAAUUUAGGGUGAAGUCAUUAAUUAAAAUCACAUCUAAUAUUUGGGAAUACACCCGCCCUCUAGAUGUCCAAAUUCUGUUUCCUAGUGUUAAGCUGAAACCUGUUUAACCAAGAGUUGAUUACAAUAAUAUUUAUGUGUUUAGUAAUAACCACAUCAUCAUGUGUACAAUCACUUGAACAAGUGCAAGUUAAGGACUCUGAAGAGAGCAUGUCACUGUUCGGUUCAUAAAUCAUCAUAGGCAUUGUCACAAUUUAAAACCCCACCCAAAAGCAGCAAGCAGCAAAGGUAUAGAUUAUUAGAGGUGUGGUUCCAUUUGUUCUAGAAGCUCUAAAUAUACCUUGGCCUCUGACAUUUGCCAAAUCCAAAUUAAUGUCAAAAACCUCCAGAACCCAGAGUCCCGAGCUCUGAGCAAAGCAGCUUACUGUACAGGCUUGGUGGCAGAUUGCGGUGGGGGCCAGUUAGGGAGCAGGACAAUCCUCCUGGGCUACCAGCUGCCUCUGUAGGAGAGGGACUGUGUACCCGUCACCUUUCGUCAUGAGGAAAUCCACAGGCUAAAGGUGAUGUCAUGCAUCAUUGUCUCAGCAGAUUUGUAGAUUAGUCAGGUAAUGCAUAGUUUAAAAUGAGUUGAUGCAAAAGCAAAGGUAUUGGGAAAAAACCUUUAGAAUACCCAGAUAUUAAAAAUGUGAGAAGUGGAUUAUUUAAAAUUUGGAUUAUCAGAGUUUUACUAUUCACAGGUUAUAUUUAAUAGUGAAUUUUGACACCAGCACAUAGAUUAGUAGAAGGCAGUUGUUCCCAUUGGCACCUGUUCAAAUGCAAGUCUUCCCAUUUACCGCGUUGGCCACUGCUUUGCUGGCAUGUUAAUGAAGACAGAAUCUCAUGCUCCUUCUGAUCAGGCUGAUGGCACAGUCAGACUCACAUUUAAG
Molecule: messenger RNA, 7017 nt
Organism: Phyllostomus discolor (pale spear-nosed bat)
Lineage: Eukaryota; Metazoa; Chordata; Mammalia; Chiroptera; Phyllostomidae
Gene: PPM1L
Product: protein phosphatase, Mg2+/Mn2+ dependent 1L
Exons: 4
Coding region: 225-1307 (360 amino acids)
Biological process (GO): protein dephosphorylation; positive regulation of canonical Wnt signaling pathway; negative regulation of canonical NF-kappaB signal transduction
Cellular component (GO): cytosol; nucleus
Molecular function (GO): cation binding; protein serine/threonine phosphatase activity
Source: RefSeq, a predicted model, not a curated record